AUGGAGGACAAGAAGAAGAAAAGGAGCCCCAAGCCCUGCCUGACCCAGCCGGCCGCAGCCCCAGGAACGCUCCGCAGGGUCCCUGUGCCCACCAGCCACAGUGGUUCCUUGGCCCUGGGCCUCCCUCAUCUGCCGUCCCCCAAACAGAGGGCCAAGUUCAAGAGGGCAGGCAAGGAGAAAUGCCGCCCAGUGCUGGCCGGAGGGGGGGGUGGCUCUGCAAGCACCCCCCUGCAGCACUCGUUCCUGACUGAGGUGACCGAUGUUUAUGAGAUGGAGGGAGGACUGCUGAACCUGCUCAAUGACUUCCACUCAGGCCGGCUCCAGGCCUUCGGGAAGGAAUGCUCCUUUGAGCAGUUGGAGCACGUGCGGGAGAUGCAGGAGAAGCUGGCCCGGUUGCACUUCAGCCUGGACGUGUGUGGGGAGGAGGAGGAAGAGGAGGAAGAAGAGGACGGGGUCACUGAGGGGCUGCCCGAAGAGCAGAAGAAGACCACAGCUGACCGCAACCUGGACCAGCUGCUUAGCAAUCUGGAAGAUCUUAGUAAUUCUAUACAGAAGUUGCACCUGGCCGAGAACGCGGAGCCUGAGGAGCAGGCGGCUGUGUAG
Molecule: messenger RNA, 603 nt
Organism: Pipistrellus nathusii (Nathusius's pipistrelle)
Lineage: Eukaryota; Metazoa; Chordata; Mammalia; Chiroptera; Vespertilionidae
Source: the annotation of a GenBank genome assembly